CCAGCCCUUCACCAUUCUCCUCGGGUCUACAGAGCAGCCGUGGCCAUGGCGUCUGUGGAGACCCCUGUCAAGGACGGCACCCUCUACCAACAGCACAUGAAGUUUGGCAAGAAAUGCUGGCGGAAAGUGUGGGCUCUGCUGUAUGCCGGCAGCCCGUCAGGUGUAGCUCGGCUGGAAAGCUGGGAUGUUCGUGACGGUGGCCUGGGGCCAGCAGGCGAAAGAUCUACAGCACCUGGCCGUCGAGGCGAGCGUCGGGUCAUACGCUUGGCUGACUGUGUGUCUGUUCUGCCUGUGGAUGGUGAGAGCUGUCCCAGGGACACGGGUGCCUUCCUGAUCACCACCACUGAACGAAGCCACCUGCUGGCUGCACAGCACCGCCAGUCGUGGAUGGGCCCCAUCUGCCAGCUGGCCUUCCCGGGCAAUGGAGAGUGCUCUUCCAGAUCAGGGCAAGCAGAGACUCCACAACGGGGCUUUGUUGCCAUGGAGGAAAACUCCAUCUACUCCUCCUGGCAAGAAGUGGGUGAGUUCCCAGUGGUGGUGCAGAGGACCGAGGCCACCACCCGCUGCCACCUGAAAGGGCCUUACCUCCUGGUGCUGGGCCAAGAUGACAUUCAGCUUCGGGAGACUUCCAGCCCCCAGGCCUGCUACAGCUGGCCCUACUGCUUCCUGCGCAAGUUCGGCUCUGACAAGGGCGUGUUUUCUUUUGAGGCUGGCCGCCGUUGUGAUUCAGGUGAGGGCCUUUUUGCCUUCAGCAGCCCACGUGCCCCAGACAUUUGUGGGGCAGUGGCAGCUGCCAUUUCCCGCCAGCGGGAAAGGCUUCCAGAGCUGGCCAUGUCCCCACCCUGCCCCCUGCCUCGGGCCCUCUCCCUACCCUCCCUAGAGCCCCCUGGAGAGCUUCUGGAGGUGGCCCCAGGAUUUGAGCUGGCCACUUCCAGAAAGCUGCCUAGGACUGACCCUGGGCCUCAAAGCCUGCCACUGCUGCUCGGCCCUACACAAGAAGAAACUGUAUCCGGUCUCUAUGCAUCUGUGUCCAAGCAGACCACCAGGCCCAUGGCCUCUGGGGAGUACCUCUAUGAGAACCUGUGCAUGCUGGAGGCCAGUCCUGGGCUGUCCAAUGGGGGCCCCGAGUCCCAAGAGGGCCCUUCUGGCGUCCACAGCCCCCUGGCCAGCCCCAUCUAUCACAACAACGAGGACUUGAGUUGGCCCGGCUCGGCCCAUGACAGCAGCUUGGAAGCCCAGUACCGGAGGCUGCUAGAGCUGGAGCUAGAUGAGGCUGCAGGCCCCGGCCGCUCUGGUGCACAAGCAGGCAUCAAGGCCAAGCUGGUGACCCUGCUGACUCGUGAACGGAAGAAGGGCCCUGUCCCCUGUGACCGGCCCUGAAGGCCUGUGCAGGGGCAGCAGGGCAGAGGUGAUGUCCCAGGAAACAGAGGGAGCAACUUCAAACAUAUCCCUGCCUACUCUGACAAGCAGGGACAAGCCAGGCAGCCCGGAGAGGAGCCGCACACUGCCCUAUCCACUCCCAUCUGACAGUGUACAGGUUGACCAAUAAUAAAGCUUGUCUUCCA
Phodopus roborovskii (desert hamster) is the source of this 1565-nucleotide messenger RNA. RefSeq names its product docking protein 3 (gene Dok3). Gene Ontology annotation, cellular component: cytoplasm. The transcript is spliced from 5 exons. The coding region runs from base 46 to 1380 and encodes 444 amino acids. NCBI's taxonomy places the organism in Eukaryota, Metazoa, Chordata, Mammalia, Rodentia, Cricetidae. Gene Ontology annotation, biological process: cell surface receptor protein tyrosine kinase signaling pathway; positive regulation of MAPK cascade. The record is from RefSeq and is a predicted model, not a curated record.